AUGGCUAAUAGCGGACAACAGGAAUCAACCUGGAGUGGCGAAUUGUAUAACUUGAGCUUUGAUUCAGUGGAGGAAGAUUCUGAUAUUGCGUGGUUUAGCCUUAUACAGAAUUUAUCGCACAGUAAAUUGGAAGAGUUGAAAAUUCAAUUUGAAGGAAAACAAGAUCUGGGCUUAGAUAGAGAGGAAUUUUUAAAUGUCAUUUGUUCUUUAUAUGGUAAUUCAAAAUAUUCACUGCAGAGUACAUUGCUUUUCGAUGACAUCGGCAAAGGAAAGAAAACUGCUAUUACGUGGAACGACUUUUUAGAUUUUCUAAUAGAAAAUAUAAAGCCCAAAGUAGAUCAAAAGGUUUCCUUAAAUCUCAAUAAAAUAGAUAGUGUACCACAUACAAAGAGAGAAAGUAUUGUUAAAAUUGUGCCAAUAGAAACCGAAAAGUAUUUUUGCUAUGCAAUUGUCGCAAAACAUGGAAGAAUAGGCUUGUACGACGGCAAUUUGAAUUUUUUAACAUCCUAUCACGUCAUCAUGACUAGAGAGGACAUAACACGAUCGGAAUUCGAAAGAAGGAGAAGAAAUAGGUGGGUAACCGAUGCUUUAUUUUGUAAAGAUGUCUUGAUGUUGAUUGUAACAAAUACGGCGAGAAGUAUUGUGAUAUACGAGGUGUCUGGAUUAAAACAUGUGCCCUAUUGGUUGGUGCUUAGUACUCCUAAUAUCAUUGAGUGUUUUACUUAUAAAUGUUGUGAUAAAUUCACGAACCAAGGAAAUGAAAGCACACUGUUUACCGGUGACAGUUACGGAAAAAUCAUGUCUUUUACCUUUGUACAACCUAAAUCUGGCUUUCUGAGAAGAAAAUAUAAUGAUAAAAUUAGCCUGUUUUAUUGGAAUGAACUGCCAAAUGAGAAAGACUACGUUCUAAUUAAAUCUUACGGAAAAAUCCAUAAAAAUUCUAUAAGAAGGAUUAUGUAUGCAUCGAGCAACAAUACUAUUUUUACUUGUAGUAGAGACCCAGAAUUAUCAGUUGUACAAAGCUGUAUUUCAAAUAAAAAGAAGCUAUACGUUUUUAAAAUGAGAAGAGGAACAAGCUGUUUCACUUUAAGCAGCAAGUUGAAAUUGUUAAUAACUGGUAGUGAUGAUGGGUCCAUCAGACUGUGGAACUCUGUUGUUGUUUCCAAGCCAAUAGCUGUUCUCUUAGGGCACCAAAACGACAUAGUCGAUUUGAAAGUUAUGGAAAAUCAACAAGUGUUGUUAAGCUGCUCCAGAGACGGGGUGUGUAAACUGUGGGAUAUAGCAGAACAAAAGUGUAUGCAGACUAUAAAAAUAAAAUAUCCAUGCUUUGGCAUUGAAGGAAAACAAAUUGAAUGGGGUAAAGAAUGUAUUUUUCCUGGACCAAAACGACAUGACAGAUCUGACUUGGGGGUAGACACUUGGGAGACGUCAAACAUACUUGUGACUUGUUGUAAUUACAUAGCUAAUAUCGGGCUGACAUUUGAUAACAUAAACGUCGAAAAAUCGUUUCAAAUGCAAGUUUUACCACCUCCACCAUUACAGACUAGUGUUUUGAUCCCAUCUUCUUGGCGAAUCCAAUCCAAAACUGACGAUAUGAGGUACAAUAUCGAAAUAGUAUUACAUUUUAAUUUUAGAUAGAUAAUAUUUUUGGUUUCUAGUGAGAAACAGAGUGAUGACGUCACUUCAAAAGCAGACUUGAAGAAGUUGAAUUUUAUUUUAAAUAAAAAUUUAUUGACGGAAGAUUGCAUGAAAAGUGAUAUAAAUUAUAAAAUUGCUGUCUUGGAAACAAAGAAAACGCAAAUGCAGAAACAUGUAGCUAAAGGUGCACCAUAUUUAGCCCUGGAUUUGUUUGAAAUUGAAGAAUUGAAAUUAACAGAAGGUUUACCAGUUCCGUCCAAAAAAAGUAUAAAAAACAUCGUGGAAAGAACGGAAAAGUUGUUGGCUGAUGCUUCCAUGAAGGACCAAAUGUUUUCCGAAGCAUCUUCCAGUAGGUCCAAAUCCUCGAAAAGCAGCCUUAUUGAAUUGCCUUAUUAA
This is a messenger RNA of Anoplophora glabripennis (Asian longhorned beetle), 2034 nucleotides long. Its product is annotated as WD repeat-containing protein on Y chromosome-like. Gene Ontology annotation, molecular function: protein binding. The record is from RefSeq and is a predicted model, not a curated record. NCBI's taxonomy places the organism in Eukaryota, Metazoa, Arthropoda, Insecta, Coleoptera, Cerambycidae. The transcript has 10 exons.